Molecule: messenger RNA, 2688 nt
Organism: Annulohypoxylon truncatum
Lineage: Eukaryota; Fungi; Ascomycota; Sordariomycetes; Xylariales; Hypoxylaceae
Exons: 3
Coding region: 460-1983 (507 amino acids)
Source: RefSeq, a predicted model, not a curated record
UGGCAUCCUCGCGAUAUCACUCCUCAAUCUGAAUCUGAAUCUGAACUUUCUCAAUCUCAAUCUCCAUCACCUCGAACUUCUCCAUCCCUUUCUCCUCGAGCUUCUCAACCAACUUCUGUCACUACUCAAUCACUCACAGAAGUAAGCCUCGAGACCGAGUCUCCUAGCCCUUCGGAGACAGAGGUGAAGCUUGAGAAUUCUCCUAACUCCGAUCUACAAAUCAUUCCUCUCUCUGACGCUGCUCCGGAAAAUACAACCGAACGCGAAGAAAAUCCAGAGUCAGGACCAGGUGAAAUCCUACAGCCCCCCAACCGUUUCCGUCCCUUUUUCCUUGGACAAGCUCGCGAAGAUCGUAUCGAACUCGUAUUACGACCUCGUCACAAUCGCGCCUUCGACUACCUAGAGCACGAUUUUAACUACCGCCAUUUCAGAGCUGGUGACACUGACAGUGGCUACACAAUGGAUCGCGAUGCGCGAAGUAGAAGGUACGAUGACGGUGAAGUCACUAGGUAUGGCGCGGGGGAGUCGUAUCGGCCCUUCAACUCGAAUCGCUCUCCACGACGGGCUAGAAGCCCUCCUCGAGGACGCUCUCCGCCGAUCCUAGACAGCGAUCGCUACGUUCCUGGCCGAUCUCCUCGACGCCGUUCACGUAGCACGGACCGGUACCGCCGAGAUCCUUCCAGAGACAGACGAGACGUUAGAGACGCCAGAGACUUGGGAGGUGACAGCUGGAGACGACGCGAUAGGAGCCGUAGUCUUCGUAGAAGCCCUCCCCGACGCUCGUCGCCUCGACGCAGCCCACCUCGACGUAGCAGCCCACGCCGAUUUUCUCCAAGACGGGAUGAUAGAGAUCGAAUGCGAUCUCCUCGAAGGGACUAUGGCACAAGACGCAGAACAAGAUCUCCAUACGAGAGAGAUCGCGGUCGAGACCGAUCCCCCCGUCGUUCACCCCCUCCUAUUCAGCGAGCUAGCACGUACCGAACUCGCUCUCGUAGCGCCGACCGUCGAGAUGAUCGUUUUGGUUCGUAUAGUAGACGUCCUUCUUUACCUCGUGACUCGGCUAUUUCUUCGGCGAUUCCGUCUCGAGACACAUCCCGUCGAUCUUCACCUCAUCCUCUCCCACUUCGUCGCGACGAUCGCUCACAUCCAGAGUCACCUCUGCCCUCGCGACCUUUGUCUCGAUCCUCUCAUGGAGUCCCGACCAGAGACAGAAGCCCUCAGGGUACGCCGAAGGAGCAACAGGCUCCCUUGCGAUCUCCUCCUCGCGGCCCCGCCGCUCUUCGAGCACCGCCGACCGGACCGAGAGACAAUCGCACGUUCGGAAGCCAAUCUGGUGGAGUGAUAGGACCACCUCCCAGACCGUCUUCAAUCGUCCCUUCAGCAUCCGGUCGGCCCGACAUCAGUCCUGGUGGUCCGCCUUCAGGUCCCCGAGGAUAUGUCCCAUCUCGCGGAGGAGGUUAUGGUCGCGGUGGUCGAGGAGGACCUAGCUGGGGUAGCACGAUCCAGAGCCGUAACCUGCCACCUACUACAGGUCCCGCUUCGGCAUCAGCAACGUCAGGCUCGAGCACUAUACCCACAGGCCCUCGCGCGGGCUCCGUGUCGCAGUCAGUCCCUUCGACUCCGGUUAACCAAUCGAAGCCGUUUAACCCUCCUAAGGGCCCGGCCGCCGAGAGCAACCGACCCAGCCUAGCGCAGCAGCUUUUGUCGACGGUUUCACCCAUCGUACCGGGUGGCAAGAUGGACACGCAGCAUCUCGCAAUGUCCCUAGGUGUGCUUCCUGAGCUCGUGCCCCACACGUUGGCGCUCAAGGAGGAAGAAGAAAAGCUGCGAGCGGAGAAGUACGUGAAAGAGGAAAAGCUCCGCAAGAAUCUGGCCCUUUGGGAAAAGUACGAGCGUGAAGCUAAGGUCCUCGAUCUCCGACUCGAGCUCAGCGAGAAUAUGGUGAAGAAGUUUGCGGGAGAGGGUACCGGUGGUGCCUUCUAAGGUAUACGUUUACCUUACCUAUUAUUAAGUGAAGAGAGAGAGGGUGAGAGGGAGGGUUGGAGGGAAAAUGCGGGCGUGCCCGCCUUAUAAUUGUAUCAAGGACCUAAAGAAGUCCUGGUGGAGGGUUUUAACCCGAGGGAGUUGCGGAAAGGUGAAGGUUAUUGGCCAUCAGAGUUCUAUUGACUGAUCCCUUUGGGUGUGGUGAGUGCGGUGGCAUUAGCACUCUUCGCAGAGGAAGGGAUCUUGUCCCAGUCUUACGUCCACGAAAAGUUGGAAUUCCCUAGCAUUGCAUCGGCGGCAUAGUACGUACGGAAGGUUGUUGUUCUCUGGCAACAACAGGCACAGGAAAGCACGGAGUUUUUGGCAUUGGCAUUUUGUUGUCCUUGCCCAACGUUGGUUCGGUUUGGUUUGGUGCGGGCGAUCGUCUCUCACGACGGAUCUAUUAACUCUUGUACCACCAUCACCACUACUACCACCACCACUUUUGGCCUUUUGGCCGUGUCGGAAAUUAUUCCCCCCAAAAAGAAAGUCACUGCACCCUUCUUCUGCCCUACGGGUGGAAAAAAAGAUGAUCACAUCAACUUUGCAUCAUACGCCUCGUUGCUGUACCUAGAGGCUUGAUCCCCCUAUACCCCACUGCCCCCUAUUCCACAUCACCCAUGAUACCUGAUAAAUCGAAGAAAUGAGAAUUUCGGUUUACCCCAA